Messenger RNA from Camellia sinensis, 1713 nucleotides. The record is from RefSeq and is a predicted model, not a curated record. Lineage: Eukaryota; Viridiplantae; Streptophyta; Magnoliopsida; Ericales; Theaceae.
AUGGGUGGGAUUGGCAAGACCACCCUUGCUCAGAUGGUAUACGAGGAUAAAACCGUGGACAAGUAUUUCAAUCUGAAAGCAUGGGUCUAUGUUUCAAAUGAGUUUGACAUUAUGAAAAUAACAAAAACUGUUUAUGAUUCAGUGACUUCCGAAACAUGUAGUUUUAAUAACUUGGAUCAAGCUCAAGUUAAACUACGGAAGGCUUUGGCGGGAAGGAAGUUUUUAAUUAUUUUAGACGAUGUCUGGAACGAAGAUUACAAUGCUUGGAAUGUUUUGAAGAAACCUUUCAAUGAUGGAGCCCAAGGAAGUAAAGUCGUGGUGACAACACGUAACAGAGACAUUGCAACAAUGAUGGCAACUGUUGAACUCCAUGACAUUAAGAUCCUAUCAAAUAAGCAUUGUUGGUCAUUGUUUGCACAACAUGCCUUUGCAAAUACAAAUAUUGAUGCAAAUCCAAAUUUGGUAUCAAUUGGUAAGAAAAUUUUGGAGAAAUGUGAAGGUUUACCUCUCGCUGCUAGGACACUCAGUGGCCUUUUACGCAACAAAGUACGAGAUGAGGAAUGGGUAAAUGUAUUGCAUAGUAAAAUAUGGGAUUUACCACCCAAUAAAAGUGGCAUCCUUCCUGCUUUGAGAUUAAGCUACCAUGAUCUUCCUUCACAUUUAAAGCAGUGCUUUGCAUACUGCUCAAUAAUACCCAACGACUAUGAAUUUAAGGAAGAGGAGCUAGUCCUGUUGUGGAUGGCAGAGGGCUUCAUUCAACAACAAAAAGAGAAGCAAAUGGAAGAUGUAGGAGCUGAGUACUUCCGUGAAUUGUUGUCAAGGUGUUUUUUCCAACCAUCUAGAACCUCUAAAUUUGUGAUGCAUGACCUCAUCAAUGAUUUGGCUCAAGUAGUUGCAAGAGAUACUUGUUUUAGAAUGGAGGAUAGAUUGAAAGAUCAGGACCAGUACAAGAAUCUAAAGAAAGCUCGACAUUCAUCUUACAUGCAGCAAUACUAUGAGUGUAUCAAAAACUUUGAGAUCAUUGAUAAAGCCAAGCAUUUACGGACUUUCUUACCAUUUGGCUUAAAAUAUAGGUCGGGUUAUAAUUUGGCAAGCAAUGUUCCCCUUAAUCUAUUCCAGGAGCUAAAACGCUUAAGGGUGCUCAAUAUGAGUAGAUAUCUCAUCACAGAACUUCCAAAUUCGGUUGGAGAUUUGAAACAUCUACGAUAUCUUAACCUUUCCUACAGCCAUAUAAAAGAAUUACCUGAAUCACUAGGCUCUCUCUACAAUCUACAAACGUUGAUGUUAAGAGAAUGUAAAAAACUAAAAAAGUUGCCUCUAGAUAUGGGAAACCUAAUUGACCUACGUCAUCUUGAUACUACAGGUGCAGAUUCCGUAGAAGAAUUGCCAAUGGGAAUAGGUAAGUUGGUUAGUCUUCAUACACUGUCCAAUUUUAUUGUUACUAAAACCAAUGGGCAUCGGAUAAAAGAGUUGGGGAACUUAAUUUAUCUACAAGGGAAGCUUUGCCUAUCUGGAUUACAGAAUGUGGUGAAUCCUCUAGAUGCAAGGAAGGCGAAUUUAAAUGAUAAGAAGGGAUUAUAUGUGUUAUCAAUGGAAUGGAGUGCUAACUCAGAUGAUUCACGAGAUGGAAGAGUUGAAAUAGAAGUGCUUGACAAGCUACAACCUCACAAGAAUUUAAAAGAGCUCCAUAUCAAAGGCUACCUUGGUACAUGA